AUGGCCAUCUUUACAGCUCCUCGCUCAUUUCAGAAUGCUCUGAUGCAGAACUCAAUAGGCGCCAGCCUUAUCGGAGUCAACGUACAAUCCAAGCACCCCUCUUUCUUUCACUUGGUUCUGCUUGUCUUUGAGGCGGUGCUGGAAGUAGUAUGCGUCUCUCUACCAGGCUACAUCGUCGCCAGGCAGGGCAUGUUCGAUGCCGAAGCCCAGAAAUUCGUGGCCAAUCUCAAUGUGAUGCUUUUCACUCCUUGUUUGAUCUUCAUUAAACUAGGCUCACAAUUGACCGCCGAAAAAAUCACCGACCUCGCCAUCAUACCCGUUAUCUUUAUCGUCCAGACUGCUGUCUCUUACUUCUGUGCGUUUGUGGUCACGCGAUGCUGUCGGUUUAAGAAACGUCAGUCCAAUUUUGUGACGGCGAUGGCGGUGUUCGGAAACUCCAAUUCCCUCCCAAUUUCCCUUGUGAUAUCUCUCUCCGCAACACUCCAAGGUCUCCACUGGGACCGCGUACCCGGCGACAACGACGAUGAGGUUGCGGCGCGGGGCAUCUUGUAUCUUCUUAUCUUCCAACAACUAGGUCAACUAGUCCGCUGGAGCUGGGGUUACCAUGUGCUAUUGGCGCCCAAGGACCGAUACCUCGAAGAGGAGGAACGAGAGGAAACAGGCGAGACGGCGAUUGAACAAGGUCAGGCACGAUACACCGAUAACCCAGCUCAGACAGAUCCAGAUGAGCCGUUGGUCCGUACGCGCAGCUCGCAAGACCUCCAACAUGCCCAUAGCCAUACGAACGGCGGUCGAUUCGAGUCCGGUGAUCAAACUCCAGUGUCAACUCGCGCGUAUUCCUACAGCAAGGUCUCCUCGAUACACUCGCACGCUUCAAAUACUGACGAGGAGCCUGAUUCUGACGACACGCCCUCUGUGAUUGGUCCUCCACCUACUGGACCAUUCCUACCACGCCGCAGCACCGAUGGCGACAUUCUCCAUUUCCCAGACGUGGAGGCCACUGCCCGGGAAACCCAUAUCACAAAGCAAACCUACCUGCAACGAUGCAAAGGUUCUCUCCGUCGACGCGGACAUCACACCCGCCGCUUCUUUGCUCAGAAAACCGACGCAGUAUGGGCCUGGCUUCCUACCAAACUCCAAAAAACCCUCUCAUCGACAAGCAGCGGGGCCAAGCGCUUCGCCCGCGGACUGUGGUCAUUUAUGAACCCUCCUCUCUGGGCCAUGCUAGUCUCUAUAAUAAUCGCAUCCGUACCAGCACUCCAGCACCUCUUCUUUGACGAAGGAACCUUCGUCCGCAACUCGGUUACUCGCGCCAUCGAGCAGAACGCCCAAGUGGCGGUCCCGCUUAUCUUGGUAGUACUAGGAGCAAACUUGGCCCGGAACACGCUCCCAGAAGAAGCGCUUGAAGAUAUCGAACAUCCCAAAGCAGAGCGGAAAUUGAUUAUCGCCUCUUUAGUGGCGCGCAUGCUCCUUCCAACUCUCAUAAUGGCACCAUUUUUGGCCCUGCUCGCUAAGUUCGUGCCGAUCAGUAUCCUUGAUGAUCCUAUUUUCAUCAUCGUUUGUUUCCUGCUCACGGGUGCACCUUCGGCACUGCAGCUGGCGCAGAUUUGCCAGAUCAAUAAUGUUUACGUGGGUGCUAUGUCGAAGAUUUUAUUCCAGAGCUAUGUUGUCUGGAUUCUUCCCUCUACACUCUUUCUGGUUAUCUGUGGACUGGAAGUCCUCGAAUGGUCUACCGCUGCAUAG
Penicillium longicatenatum is the source of this 1743-nucleotide messenger RNA. RefSeq names its product Auxin Efflux Carrier superfamily. Gene Ontology annotation, cellular component: endoplasmic reticulum; membrane. The transcript has 4 exons. The record is from RefSeq and is a predicted model, not a curated record. Gene Ontology annotation, biological process: transmembrane transport. Lineage: Eukaryota; Fungi; Ascomycota; Eurotiomycetes; Eurotiales; Aspergillaceae. The coding region runs from base 1 to 1743 and encodes 580 amino acids.